Molecule: messenger RNA, 1434 nt
Organism: Dichotomopilus funicola
Lineage: Eukaryota; Fungi; Ascomycota; Sordariomycetes; Sordariales; Chaetomiaceae
Exons: 2
Coding region: 1-1434 (477 amino acids)
Molecular function (GO): zinc ion binding
Source: RefSeq, a predicted model, not a curated record
AUGCCGCCGCCGAACACCCCGGAGGAAGGGGCGCUCGCCACGGCUUCUUCGGAGCCAAGUAGCCCGGAGCCGGCCCCAGUUCCCCUGACGGCCCCAAACAGCCCUAGUGCCAUCGGAUUUGCAGAGUUCAAGUACAUCUUCAUCACGAAACUCGAUUACCAAGCCAUCGAGUACGUCGGCGAAGUUGACGACACCCUUCUUUGCCCGGUGUGCAGGACACCUUUUAUCUCGCCAAUCACAACACCAUGUGGCCACACUUUUUGCCGGGAAUGCAUCGACCGGGCGUUGGAGACACAGUCCACCUGCCCUAUCGACCGCCAGCGGAUCAGGAAAACACGCGACUACCAUCUCUGUCCUCUCAUUAUCAAGGAACAGCUGGACCGGCUCAUGGUGAAGUGCCCGAACAAGGGAUGCAACCAUCAGUGCCCUCGCGAACACCUUGAGGGACACUACAAGCGGCGUUGUGAUUUCACCUUGGUUCAGUGCACGGGUCCCGACUGUGUGAAGCCGAUUACUCGACGAGUAGCCCGGAAACGCCUCGGAGGGUGUAUGCAUGAUGAGGUCGACUGCAGACAUUGCGGCGACAAGGUCUGCUCUAUGGAGCUCGACAGCCACUACGACAACGACUGUAUGGGCCGCGUUGCGGUAUGCUCGGACUGCAGACAAGUGAUGCCCAACCCCAGCAUGACACGACACAAGCAUGAGGACUGCCCAAAGGUUGACGCGCCGUGCAAAUGGCACUCGGCAGGUUGCAGGGUUUUCAAGAGGCGAGAACUCGUCAAGAAGCACGAAGCUGAAGGCUGUAGUUUUGAGGUCAUCAGCCGGAUGCUUCAACAGCAGGCCGAGGACCGCAAGAGGCUCGACGAAAUGGCCAGGCAUGUUGCCAGAUGCGAGGAACGCCACGCACGAAGGGAGGCUCGGCGAGCGGCCCGAGCCCAAGCUCAUGCGACAGCCCACGGCACUAACAACAACAAUGAUCACCGCAGCAUCGAGGCCACCCACUCCGCCGCCCACUCCGCCGAACCCUCUAGUGACGGGGACGGCGACGUUGGCGGCUCAACCGAGGACUACGUGCUUGCCCAGUUCGAGCGCCUUGAGUCAGAGCUGGAGAUACUCCGUCAGCAGUCGCGCGAUAUGGACGCGCGUCAGUCCCACAUUAUCCUCCAGCACGCGGCUCAUUUCAGCGACCAGAUUGCGGAGAUCGGCAGCAAGGUCGGAGUUGUCAACAUGCACCUAUCAUGGCUCAUGAGUCUGCAGCGCCAGAGCCGCUCAUCCACCGCGGCCGCCGCUAUUGCCGGCGCCGCUGCCUCUGUGGCCUCUGGCUCCAGCAGUGGUGCCAGGCCUGGUUCUUCAGAUGGCAGCGGCUGGCGGUAUUCGGGGGAUGACCGUCGGUAUAGCGAGGGCGGUCGGCCGGAGAGCCUUCAUCGACUUUGA